CACCCUCCUCUCAACCAACGGAAUUACUGGUAGCCACCCCGCCCCCGGCCGGCGCUGCUCUCUCACCUCCGGGCCUCUCAGCUGGACCCCUCCCUUCCUCCCGGACUCCCAUCCCCUUCACUGGCCACUACACGUGUCAUUUUCUCUGGAAACUGUUUCUGAAGCCUAAGACUGAGUUGCGUGGCCAUCCACACGCUCCCGCUGCACAAAGCCUUGGUGUCCUCCCGGGCCUUCUGUAAGGCCAGGCUUCUGCAGUGGUCCUCUCCUCAGGUUCUUGGCCUGUUGGCUUCUCUCUUAGCACGUGCUACGUUGUUCAUCAGUUGACGGAUUUGUGGACUGUCUCCUUCACCCGAUGUCAUCCCCAUUAGGCCAGGGACAACGUCUUGUACACUGUGUCUGGGCGGCACCAGGCUUGGGCCAGAAGCAGUGAAUUGUGGCCUGUGGGAGCCUGGGGAGGACACAUAACUCCGGGGUUAGGUCGGUCAGAAAUGGCUAUGGAGAGAUGAAAGGAGGCCUGCGCUGAGCCUUGAAGGGUUCAGAGCGGGAGCAUGGCAGUGCCUCUGCCAGGCGACAAGACUGUAGUAGCUCAGGUAUUGGGAACCAGCCAGUAUUUCGGGGCGGGAGGAGAGCACGUGCUAGGAGUCGGCCCCCCUGCUGUGGAAGGUGAGUGACCCGACAGGGCUGGUGGUCAGGCUGCACUCAGACCCGCUUUUCAGAGCUAUCCUCUUCCUGGCCACCCCAGUGAUGCUCCUGUGCAGAUGGGGCGAGAACCUCCUCAGACUAGAUCAGGUUCUCUGAAGACAGAUUGUAGCAUUGAGCAGGUGGUUUUAGGCAGUGAGAGCGUGUGGGUGCUCGGCCAGUCCUCCCUCCUGAGGGUCCUGUGUCAGUGCACAUGGGGUGGACUCCCGUCACUUCAGCCAAGUCACCCUUUCUUGCAGAAUUACCCCCUUUACAUCCGCAGCGUCCCCACAGAGAGUGAGCUCAAGUUCCACUACAUGGUGCACACGUCCCUGGACGUGGUGGAUGAGAAGAUCUCUGCGAUGGGGAAGGCCCUGGUGGAUCAGAGGGAGCUCUACCUGGGCCUGCUCUACCCCACGGAGGACUACAAGGUAUACGGCUACGUGACCAAUUCCAAGGUCAAGUUUGUCAUGGUGGUGGACUCCUCCAACACGGCGCUGAGAGACAACGAGAUCCGCAGCAUGUUCCGGAAGCUGCACAACUCCUACACAGAUGUCAUGUGCAACCCCUUCUACAACCCGGGGGACCGCAUUCAGUCCAGAACCCUGGUGUGUUGGGGACAAUGACCAGACAAAAGACACUUCCUCCCUCCCAAGGGCAGGCAGUUACGGCAUGUAAAUGGGCGGUGUUGGGAGGCACUGGAGAGAGAUUUAAAAAGGGGAUUCAGCUGGCAGUUCCUUCAUCUUUUCCCUGCUACAAGGGCCAACGCGGACCCCAGAUCACAAGGGGAGUGUAAGCCUGGCCUGAGUGAGGAAGUCGAAGACUGGAUGGAGAGCCAAGAGGCCCGUCCUCUCAUCCUCCCCAGAGAACACUGUCUUCGCGGGUGCUGGAGAGGGGACGCUGGGACUGGGGACCAUCCACCUGUGGCUUGGAGCCCAGAGCAGCUGUGUUCGUGGCUUAAAAAACUGAUAAUCAAAAAAUUACAAGGCGAAGAGAGUUGCUUCAGAAAAGGCCAGGGAGGGACUCGCUAGCUAGUAGUCAUUUAAGGCCAGAACCUGGUGGCCUGCAGUCCUCACCCCACGUCUUUCCCAGCCCUGAAUGCAGUUAGAGGACAGAGCGCAACAUUGUACCUUCAGGGAGGAAGCUGACGUGUCUGUGUCAGAGGGGACGACAGUCACGGUGCCAGCAUGGAGAACGCCUCUGCUUCCCAGUCUGAGGAGGGCCAGGCCUGUGCCAGGUGCCCGGGGACACACGGAGCAGGCAGGGUCUGUGUCACUCGCAAGGGAGGAGCAUGUGCCAGCAGACCUGGGGUGAAGACCCAGUGAAGCUUGCCCCUGCAGCACGGGUCUGGCGGGGCUGCCGCAGGCCCCGCGCUGUCGGCUGGCUGUGAGUGGGCCGUGCUUGGAGCUGGGGCUCAGGCCCUUGCCACACCCCAUCACCUGCCUUCUUUGCAGAGUCUGCCCCUGGGGAAACCGCGUGCCAGCGAGGGGAAGUAAGGAGGCUCUGUUGCCAUAUGCUUUUAAAAAAUAUUCAAGUUUAAUAAUUUAUGCUUUACCACUAA
Molecule: messenger RNA, 2239 nt
Organism: Vicugna pacos (alpaca)
Lineage: Eukaryota; Metazoa; Chordata; Mammalia; Artiodactyla; Camelidae
Source: RefSeq, a predicted model, not a curated record